AUGGCGAGGAAAGCGCGACGUGGCCCGGGGACGUGGCCAGGACGACGGCAGCCAAUGGAAGACGGGAAGCCCCGGAGCGCUCGGCCAAUCAGAGACUACACACCUACUGUGAUCUACUGGGGUCUGACGGUGAUGGACCUGAUGGGUCAGCUGCCUCGCAUGAACCAGGAGGAGAUCACGGACUUCAUCAAGUCCUGCCAGCACGAGUGCGGAGGCAUCAGCGCCAGCAUCGGACAUGAUCCCCACCUGCUCUACACGCUCAGCGCCGUCCAGAUCUUGUCUCUAUACGAUAACCGAUAGAACUUAAUCUCUCUUUAAUGUGUGGAUCCCUUCCACACUUUGUUCGUAGUCGCCGGUCCCUCCCUCCUCGGGGACGAGCUGAUCAAGCCGGUGAAUCCAGUGCUGUGUAUGCCCGAGGACGUGCUGCAGAGAGUCGGCCUGCAGCCUGACCUCCUGAGCUAGCACAGCUCCCCAACAUCACACACACACACACACACACACACACACACACACACACAAACACACACACACACACGCACACACACACUGCCCUACUGAGCACAGACACCCCCCCUGCUAGAUGUCAGGAGCAGAGAGAGGACCACCACACAUCCUAGUCCACAUUUCACACACAGGCUUCUGACUCCGCGAAGGAGAAGGUGUGAAAGUCUCUGAGCUUUCCUGUCUUCAAACCCUCAACCACUCGUUAUCCAUUCACGUCAGGGUUCUUCGGGGUCACUGCAAGAAAAUGAUGAAUUUGCGAAAUGGUCUUAGACGGAGAUGUAACCUUUUUGUUAUGAAAAAGGCCUGGAACUCAUUAAACAACAUUCCUUAACUUCUGUUCAUUAUGUCAGUUUGAAUGAA
Messenger RNA from Platichthys flesus (European flounder), 864 nucleotides. Its product is annotated as geranylgeranyl transferase type-2 subunit beta-like. Gene Ontology annotation, biological process: protein geranylgeranylation. Gene Ontology annotation, cellular component: Rab-protein geranylgeranyltransferase complex. Lineage: Eukaryota; Metazoa; Chordata; Actinopteri; Pleuronectiformes; Pleuronectidae. Gene Ontology annotation, molecular function: Rab geranylgeranyltransferase activity. The transcript has 4 exons. The record is from RefSeq and is a predicted model, not a curated record.